Mytilus californianus (California mussel) is the source of this 945-nucleotide messenger RNA. RefSeq names its product beta-1,3-galactosyltransferase brn-like. Bases 1 to 945 code for a protein of 314 amino acids. NCBI's taxonomy places the organism in Eukaryota, Metazoa, Mollusca, Bivalvia, Mytilida, Mytilidae. Gene Ontology annotation, molecular function: UDP-glycosyltransferase activity; hexosyltransferase activity. The transcript has a single exon. Gene Ontology annotation, cellular component: membrane. The record is from RefSeq and is a predicted model, not a curated record.
AUGGAAGUUUUAAAGAAACAGCAACGUUGUUAUGGAUUUCAUUAUAAUUAUCCUCUAAACGAUGUGAAAUAUAUUGUGAAUGAGAUAAAAGACAAAGGCAUGACCUCUAGCGAACCAAUAAAUAAUAUGUACAACCAUUUUACCACAAUAUUCAGUGUCACAUGUUCAGCUGAUAUCGAACUUAUAAUAUUGGUUAAGUCUUACGUUGGACAUUUUGACCAAAGAGAAGCGAUUCGCUCCACAUGGGGAAAAUGUCAUGGGGAAAAUGUAGGAGUAGUUUUCCUUCUAGGAUAUUCCACCGAGUUUGUUGAACAUGCAAGGUACGAAUAUGCUGAACACAAAGAUAUAGUUCAAGGUUCAUUUAAUGACGAAUACAGGAAUAACAUAUAUAAAACAUUGAUGGCAUAUGACUGGGUUGUAUCGAAUUGUUCAAACAGCCAGUUUGUCUUUUUUGUUGACGACGAUUAUUUUGUAACUAUACCAAACCUGUUAAAAUUUUCUCGUGAAAAAAUUAGAUCCGGAAGAGAUGUGAUGUUCGGACAUAAGCAGUGUAAUAGAGAUCCGGUGAGAUCAAGAAAAUCAAAAUAUAGCAAAUGGUAUAUAUCAGAAAGAGAAUACCAGCCACUUAUUCUACCGCCGUUUCUUUCAGGUGGAUCUGUUCUUACUCACAUUAAUGUCGUACGAAAAUUGAGAAUAGCAUUUCCUUAUAUGAAACCGAUAUAUCUUGACGAUGUGUAUGUAUCAUUAGUUGCACAGAAAUUAGGUUUAAAGAUAUUACACGACGAAAGAUUUGUCAACGAUGAGGUAAGGAGAAUGGAAUUCAACUUUAUUAUAUCAUGUCACAAUUUUAACAGUACAGAAUAUUUAUACGAAGCGUGGUUGAAAUUCAAAACACCAAACAUAUUAGUUGGUAGUGUUCACGUUGAUCUAUGUAGUACCAACUAA